AUGUCACAGUUAGAGACAGCCAUGGCUAUGCUGAUGCAGACCUUUGACAAAUAUGCCGCGGUCGAAGGUAGCAAAGGUUCACUGAGCAAAGCCGAGCUGAAGACCAUGAUAGAGAAAGAACUGCCUAGUUUUUUGAAGGGUGCGAAGAACCAGGAGGAGGUGGAUAAGCUCAUGAAAGCUUUGGAUCAGAACGGGGACGCUGAAGUAGACUUCAGUGAAUUUGUGAUUAUGGUGGCAGCGAUGACCUGUGCUUGCCACGACCGCAUGGCGCAAAAACAAGCCUGA
Messenger RNA from Chanos chanos (milkfish), 285 nucleotides. RefSeq names its product protein S100-P-like. Gene Ontology annotation, cellular component: cytoplasm; extracellular exosome. Lineage: Eukaryota; Metazoa; Chordata; Actinopteri; Gonorynchiformes; Chanidae. Bases 1 to 285 code for a protein of 94 amino acids. Gene Ontology annotation, biological process: endothelial cell migration. The transcript has 2 exons. Gene Ontology annotation, molecular function: calcium ion binding; calcium-dependent protein binding; transition metal ion binding. The record is from RefSeq and is a predicted model, not a curated record.